AUGGAAACACUACUGCACAGGUUUGCAAUUUUAGGCCUUGGCGAUUCCAGCUAUGCAAAAUUCAACUUUGUUGCAAAGAGACUUUUUAAAAGACUGCAACAGUUAGGUGCAGAGCCUCUAGUGCCUCUAGGCUUAGGCGAUGAUCAGCACGACUUGGGCUACGAUGCUGUAGCAGAUCCGUGGUUGGACAACUUAUGGAAAAAGUUGAUAGAAGAACACCCUUUGCCUCAUAGUGUACAGCCUUUGUCAAGUAACUUGCCUAUAGUUCCACGAUGGAGUAUUAAAAAAGAUUUCAAAUGCUUGGAACCUCAGAAAAAUUUAAACAAUUUUCAAUCUUUAUUUUAUUCAACUAGAAAAUCACAUGAAUUUGAUGCACUGGUUGUAGAAAAUUCUAGGCAAACUGAUAUUUGUCAUUUUCAGGAUGUUAGAUUGAUAAAAUUUAAAACUGAGGGUCAACAAUACUGUCCGGGAGAUCUCCUCGUUUUACGACCUAAAAAUCUGGAUUGGAAAGUAAAAGAAUUUAAAAAUAUUUUAAAAGAUAAUGGAGUCAAUAUUCCAGAUGACACUGUGAUAAAACUGCAAGAAAAUGAUCAAAAAAUUCCUGUACCAGAGGCUUUGAAAUUUCACGCUACUUUCCAGCAACUUUGUGAAGAAUAUUUUGAUUUACUAUCAAUACCCAGAAGGAGGGUUUUUGAAGUUUUAUCCCAAAUAACUGAUAGUGAUCUAGAAAAGGAAAAAUGCUUGGAAUUUUGCUCAGCAGAAGGGCAACAAGACAUGUACUCUUACACAAAUCGCCCUAGAAGAAACAUUGUUGAAGUUUUGGGUGACUUUCCACAGGCCACCAAAAAUUUAACUUUGGAUAUUUUGUUUGAAAUUAUGCCUUCAAUAAAACCAAGAGAAUUUUCCAUUGCUAGUAGCUUUAAGCGGCACGGAAAUGAGGUGCAUAUAUUAGUAGCGGUGGUCAAGUACAAAACGAAUUUGGUCAAGGAGAGAGUGGGGCUUUGUUCGAAUUUUUUGGCCGAUUUGAAACCAGGAAAAAGAGUUACUACAUGGUUGAAACGUGGCUCGUUUAAAUUUCCUAGUACGUUGAAUGUUCCUGUAAUUAUGAUUGGUCCAGGGACUGGAGUGGCACCGUUCAGAAAUUUCAUCUUUGAAAUAUGCGAUAAAGUUUCUAGUCCUACUGAUUUGCUAUUAUUUUACGGAUGCAGAUACGAAUUCAAAGAUUUUUUGUGUAAAGAAGAAUUUAGAAAAUUAAGCAAUGAUAAAAAAAUAUCUUUGAUUUGUGCAUUUUCAAGAGACCAAAAUAAGAAAAUAUAUGUUCAAGAUAAGAUAUUAGAGUAUGGUGAACUCGUUUGGCAAGCCCUCGAUAAAAAUUGCUACAUAUUUGUUGCGGGAAACUCAAGAAAUAUGCCGCAAGCAGUUAGAAAUGCAUUUAUUAACGUCUGCAUCAAACAUGGAAAUUUAUCAGAGGCAAAUGCUACCAAAUUUGUAGAAACAAUGGAGAAGAAAAAUAGAUAUCAAGCAGAAUGUUGGUCGUAGAAUUUUUUUCAAAUAUUAUAUUGUUAUUGUGUAUUUGAAAAGCUUUUGUUUUAAUUUAUUUUACUUCUAGAAACUUGGUAGGUCAUAAGACCACACGACCAUGAUUGCCAACUUUUAAAAUUGGUUCACUCUGAGAUUUUUCCGCGACUCAAAAACAAUGGUGUUUCCCAAAAAUAUAUUAAUUGAAACAGCAGAACAAACAUAAAAAAAAAAAUCAAAAAACUAAAAAUAAAACAUUUCAUUCCAGUUACAACAUAAAGAAUUUUUUAGUGACUAACCGUGUUAUAAACGGGCAACUAAAAUUGGGCCAUUUCGGAAAUGCUAAUUUCAUUAACCGGAUCACCAGCUGAUGUAGGUACUGUUUUUUUUUCAAGCGUACUCAUUAAAAA
Messenger RNA from Ceutorhynchus assimilis (cabbage seed weevil), 1928 nucleotides. The record is from the annotation of a GenBank genome assembly. NCBI's taxonomy places the organism in Eukaryota, Metazoa, Arthropoda, Insecta, Coleoptera, Curculionidae.